Molecule: messenger RNA, 2615 nt
Organism: Artibeus jamaicensis (Jamaican fruit-eating bat)
Lineage: Eukaryota; Metazoa; Chordata; Mammalia; Chiroptera; Phyllostomidae
Gene: PNMA1
Product: PNMA family member 1
Exons: 1
Coding region: 535-1629 (364 amino acids)
Source: RefSeq, a predicted model, not a curated record
CCUCUUUUGCCGCAGUACCUCCUCCGCUGGCUGCGGGUCUGGUGGUCGUUCAGCUGUAGCUGCAGCACGCACCUCAGCCGCCCUACCUCCCCUGUAUCAGGUCCCCUGCACCGGAGAAGAAGCUGCUCCUGCUGCCGCCUCUGCGGGACAGUCUCUUCCCUGGAGGGGCCACUCAACCCUCGUCUGCGAAGCAGCCGCUCCUCUGUCACCCCAAAGCCCGACUGCGUCCGCGGACGCCUGUCGACUGCGGGAGUAGCGACCACCCGGCGCCCCGGCGGCCGAGAGGAGGCGGCCAGGACCCGCGACCACACCCCGGCGGCCUCUCCGGCUCGGCGGCUCCAAGCUUCUGCGCCACAAGGCGACACAGUGCUUGCAGGUGAAGAACCCCAGCCUCAGACCCCGACCUGAGACCCAGGGUGGCCGCGGCCGCGUGAUUGACUGACAUUCCCGGGCUUUGCUCUGAGAACCCGCCGUGAAAGGAAGACACCGCGACUCAGGUGUCGUUUGUUAAUUGGGCCCUUGAUAGUUGGGGAAAUGGCGAUGACACUGUUGGAAGACUGGUGCAGGGGAAUGGAUGUGAAUUCCCAGAGAGCCCUGCUGGUCUGGGGGAUCCCAGUGAACUGUGAUGAGGCUGAAAUCGAAGAGACCCUCCAGGCUGCGUUGCCGCAGGUUCCUUAUCGAGUGCUUGGGAGAAUGUUUUGGAGGAAAGAGAACGCGAAAGCAGCCUUGUUAGAGCUCACUGGCGCUGUGGAUUACGCGGCCAUCCCCAGGGAGUUGCCGGGUAAAGGAGGGGUCUGGAAAGUGGUCCUUAAACCUCCGACUUCUGAUACUGAAUUUUUAGAAAGGUUGCAUCUCUUCCUAGAGAGAGAGGGGUGGACCGUGCAAGAUGUGGCCCGUGUCCUUGGGUUUCAGAACCCCGCUCCGGCCCCAGGCCCAGAUAUGCCAGCAGAGAUGCUGAACUAUAUUUUGGAUAAUGUCAUUCAGCCUCUAGUUGAAUCUAUAUGGUACAAGAAGCUGACGCUGUUCUCGGGGAGGGACAUCCCGGGGCCGGGGGAGGAGACCUUUGGCCCCUGGCUGGAGCACACUAAUGAGGUCCUAGAGGAGUGGCAGGUGUCUGAUGUAGAAAAGAGGCGGCGGUUGAUGGAGAGUCUCAGAGGCCCUGCAGCUGACGUCAUCCGCAUCCUCAAGACUAACAACCCUGCAAUAACUACCGCGGAAUGCCUGAAGGCGCUUAAGCAGGUGUUUGGCAGCAUCGAGAGUUCUAGGGAUGCGCAGAUCAGAUUUCUGAACACUUACCAGAACCCGGGAGAAAAGUUGUCGGCUUAUGUCAUUCGUCUGGAACCUCUGCUGCAGAAGGUGGUGGAGAAGGGGGCCAUAGAUAAAGAUAACGUGAACCAAGCCCGCCUGGAGCAGGUCAUAGCAGGAGCCAACCACAGCGGGGCCAUCCGAAGGCAGCUGUGGCUGAACGGAGCUGCGGAAGGGCCGGCUCCUAACCUCUUUGAGUUGCUGGUGCAGAUCCGCGAGGAGGAGGCCAAGGAAGAGGAGGAGGAAGCUGAGGCCGCCCUCCUGCAGUUAGGCUUGGAGGGGCACUUCUGUGUCAUGGGAAAUGGAGAUAUAGCGCAGUCCUAGACAACAGCUUCUUUCAUUGCAUCUGUGCUGUCUUAUUUGUAUGCCACUUAGUCCUGUUUUCUUGGGGAGAAUCAGGCCUGUGUAUUGUAACAGUAAAAUCGUGCAAGCAGCCACUCUGGUGUGAGUCAUGCUGGCCAAAAUGCCAGGUAAAGGCUUGUACACAGGUGUUCAGUGCAAGGGGUCAUGGCAUCAUUUGUGAAAAUCGUGAACUUGUGACACUUCUCAUUGAGGUACUUAAGUGUAAAAUUCCAUGUUGAGACCUUUAGUUCAGAGCCUGGCUAACACAAGUGUUCAGUAAAAGUAUCAACUGUUAUUACUAAUAAUGUGAAUGUUUGUGUUUACUGUAAAUUGUCCCUGUUUUAUGUUAAUGGAAAGAAAUGUGAACUAGCUAUUCUUGGUGAUUCAACUUCACAAUGCAAAUUUUAUUUAUUUAUUUAUUUAUUUAUUUAUUUAUUUAUUGUUCAAGUGGUUUUCUGUCUUUUACUCCCAUCCCAGCCCACGCCCCCAGCACUCCCCACCUCCCUCCCAUUUCCACCCCCCCUUAGUUGUUGUCCAUGUGUCCUUUAUACUAGUUCUUGUAUAACAGUGCUAAUUUCUUACUUUUCAACUGUACACGGCUGGAACAGUUUACUUGACAAGUAUUCUGAGACUACAAAAUGGGGUGUUAGAAAAAUUCUACAAUUACAGAGCUGUGUAAAUUAGAAUUUUUCACUGUACCAGAUACAGAUAUAAAUUGCAUGGGGAGGUUAAUAUGAGCCAGUUAAGUAUCCAUUCCCCCAUUUCAAAUCUAUGUCAUUGAAUAGUAGUUCUCUUUAUUCAUGCUGUUCUAAGUGUUCUAAAUUUGAAGUUAUCAAAUACAUGUAUAUCAAAUACAUGAAUAUUUUAAAAUCUCAUUUUUCUGCAUGUAUAAAAAUGUUCAGAGUAAUUAAGAUCUAUAUCUUUUACCAGGCUUCACCACGUCACACAAAAAAACUUCAAUUUAGAAA